UAGAGUGGCGAGCGGCACAGGCACCAAGAUGUCCAACCGAGUGGUCUGCCGGGAAGCCAGUCACGCCGGGAGCUGGUACACAGCCUCAGGACCACAGCUGAAUGCACAGCUAGAAGGUUGGCUCUCACAAGUACAGUCUACAAAAAGACCUGCUAGAGCCAUUAUUGCACCCCACGCAGGAUAUACAUACUGUGGGUCUUGUGCUGCUCAUGCUUACAAACAAGUGGACCCAUCUAUUACCCGGAUAAUUUUCAUCCUUGGGCCUUCUCAUCAUGUGCCCCUCUCUCGAUGUGCACUUUCCAGUGUGGAUAUAUAUAGGACACCUCUGUAUGACCUUCAUAUUGACCAAAAGAUUUACGGAGAACUAUGGAAGACAGGAAUGUUUGAACGCAUGUCUCUGCAGACAGAUGAAGAUGAACACAGUAUUGAAAUGCAUUUGCCUUAUACAGCUAAAGCCAUGGAAAGCCAUAAGGAUGAGUUUACCAUUAUUCCUGUACUGGUUGGAGCUCUGAGUGAGUCAAAAGAACAGGAAUUCGGAAAACUCUUCAGUAAAUAUCUAGCGGAUCCUAGUAAUCUCUUUGUGGUUUCUUCUGAUUUCUGCCAUUGGGGUCAAAGGUUCCGUUACAGUUACUAUGAUGAAUCCCAGGGGGAGAUUUAUAGAUCCAUUGAACAUCUAGAUAAAAUGGGUAUGAAUAUUAUAGAACAACUAGACCCUGUAUCUUUUAGCAAUUACUUGAAGAAAUACCAUAAUACUAUAUGUGGAAGACAUCCCAUUGGGGUGUUAUUAAAUGCUAUCACAGAGCUCCAGAAGAAUGGAAUGAAUAUGAGCUUUUCCUUUUUGAAUUAUGCCCAGUCAAGCCAGUGUAGAAACUGGCAAGACAGCUCAGUGAGUUAUGCAGCGGGAGCACUCAUGGUCCACUGAAGCUCUGAAUCCUCAGGGAUGCCACCUGCACAUACUCAUUCUCUGUCCGGGGUCCCCGCCUAGCCCUUACCAAGAUACUGGUCCUGGUUUGGGGGGAUUCUGAAACCUCAAACUAAUAGAACUUUCUUCUCUUCUUUUCUAGUAGGUGUAGUCCUUCCUUAAUUUCAACUCAUUA
This is a messenger RNA of Neogale vison (American mink), 1097 nucleotides long. RefSeq names its product protein MEMO1-like. NCBI's taxonomy places the organism in Eukaryota, Metazoa, Chordata, Mammalia, Carnivora, Mustelidae. Bases 29 to 922 code for a protein of 297 amino acids. The transcript has a single exon. The record is from RefSeq and is a predicted model, not a curated record.